Diachasmimorpha longicaudata is the source of this 3301-nucleotide messenger RNA. Its product is annotated as solute carrier family 41 member 1-like. Gene Ontology annotation, cellular component: plasma membrane. Bases 617 to 2161 code for a protein of 514 amino acids. Gene Ontology annotation, molecular function: monoatomic cation transmembrane transporter activity. The record is from RefSeq and is a predicted model, not a curated record. Gene Ontology annotation, biological process: monoatomic cation transport. The transcript has 8 exons. NCBI's taxonomy places the organism in Eukaryota, Metazoa, Arthropoda, Insecta, Hymenoptera, Braconidae.
GCGCGCCCCUUCGAGUUAAAUACCGACGUGACAGUCAAGCUCUGGGCGCUGUUGCCGCAUUAUUUUUUUCUUUGAAAUUUUUAUUCCAACAUUUCACAAAGUAACGCAGUUCCGGUGAUAAUAAUUUUGGUAAUUACGAAGUGAAUAUGUACAAUUUUUAUGGGAGGAAUGAGAUCGUUAAUUGAAUAGUACAAAACUGAGAACGUCCCAUCAACAAAUUUCAAAUGAUGUACCGAACAUUUUCAUACCGGGAAAUUUCUUGAUUAAAAUAAGUCAUACACUGUAUUAUCCCGAUGAUUCGCUUAUCGCGAGGCAUUUAUUCAUCACGAAUUUACUCGAAUUGCAACGAAUCACGUGAAUGAUUGAACACGAAACACAACAUAUUGAUGGAGCAGGGCGACAAUACUAUCAUUCUUUUAUCAGUUGAUGCCUCCGUUUGAUGAAGGAUUCGUAGUUCCUGUUCGAUUCUCUUAGAAAUUCUAACAUAGUUUAACAUUCGUGUUGAGUCUAACAAUUUUUAUUUUCCUCUUCUGCUGUUGCCACUUGAAAAUGAUAAUGCGGAAUCCUAAUAGCCAAAUGUGCUGCAUAGCCAUUCAAAUCCAUCUUCUGAACAAGAAUGAGCCAUGCUGGGAUUGUCACGCUUGAUACACCGGAGAAUCGCGAGGUGCACAAAAGAAAAAAGCCAGGAUCAAAGAGUAUCAGUACUAUAUCUAAGAUGGUGGGUUUUGGUAGUGGAGAAUCCCUCAGUAAGGCCCUUGCUGACGUAUCCACCGAGCUGACUGUGGAUAGUGAUAAUGAAGGGAAUGACGGUGACACAAGCAGAUUACUCUCAAGUGCUCCACGACACUAUCCCGAGGGGGGUAAAAAGGGUGGGAAGAGUGUCAAGCACUCGGAGAUAACUGACGAGGAGAAUGUCUGGACAAUUUCAGUGCAGAUGUUCAUACCUUUUCUCUUGGCUGGUUUUGGAAUGGUUGCUGCUAGUCUCCUACUGGACGUAGUGCAGCACUGGCCAGUUUACCUCAAAAUUACAGAGGUGUAUAUAUUGGUGCCAGCACUGUUAGGAUUGAAGGGGAAUUUAGAAAUGACUCUGGCAUCGCGUCUGUCAACCCACGCAAAUUUAGGUCACAUGGACACGAGUAACGAACAGUGGACGUUAAUAAUUGGUAAUCUAGCCCUGAUACAGUGUCAAGCUAUGGUGGUUGGACUGUUGGCGUCCUUGGCAGCAGUCAUACUCGGUUGGAUACCAGAGGCACAAUUUGAUAUUCAUCAUGGUUUGUUACUUUGUGCAAGUGCACUUGUCACAGCGUCAGUUGCCAGUUUCCUGCUUGGUCUUGUUAUGGCUGCUGUUAUACUCCUCUCCAGGAGUAUGAACAUCAAUCCUGAUAAUGUUGCAACACCAAUUGCCGCUUCACUGGGGGAUUUAACGACAUUGGCAUUACUUUCUUGGAUUGCAUCGCUUCUGUUCAAUGCUAUUGGUCAACAGUCGUGGAUUGCCCCCACAUUAAUCGUCUGUUGUCUCCUGGCAACUCCGGUCUGGGGAUACAUCGCGGCGAGAAAUCCUUACACGAGGGAAGUACUUGAUUAUGGAUGGACUCCAGUCAUAUCUGCCAUGCUGAUAAGCAGCAUUGGUGGACUCAUUCUCGAUUACACAAUUUCGAGUUAUAAGGGCAUUGCAGUUUUCCAACUUGUUAUUAAUGGAGUUGGUGGGAAUUUGGUGGCUGUACAAGCCAGUAGGAUAUCUACUGCUCUUCAUAAAGAGCAACGCAGUGGGACUUACAAAUUACCUAGUGUCUGUGCUAGUCCAGUUUCUGUUUUUCUAGCUCCAGGUGGACACGCAAGGACUGCCAGAGUGCUUUUAAUGAUGGUCAUUCCAGGGCACUUAAUAUUUAGUUACACCAUUAGUUAUCUUCAAGCUGGUCACACCUCCUUUACUGCAACUUUCAUAAUUGUUUAUCUUUUUGCUGCAAUGCUGCAGGUUGUUCUUCUUUUAUAUAUUGGCCAAUUGAUGGUUGUUUGGAUGUGGAGACGCGGUAUGGAUCCCGAUAGUUCAGCAAUUCCUUACCUAACUGCUGCCGGUGAUCUCUUGGGCACUGCUCUUCUCGGAAUAGCCUUCCACAUUCUCGACGCCAUUGGUGAUGGUGAUUCCGACGUUGGCGACUGAAAUAAGUUUGAUUGUCACGGGUACCAGCUAUUCCUCUUGCUGCUUUUCUUCGAAUGAUUUUUCAUUUGUUCCGGUAAUCGAUAUAAAUUAUACAGUAAUUCAGGGUCAAAUAUCACUUGUACCUGAUACUUGUGUACAGAUUUUCGAAAAAACCUCUGAAGUUCACAAUUUACAUAGAGACGCUGGUAUCUUUCCCCAUUCUUCGCAUUAGCCAAUUUGUAGUUAAAAUUUGUAAUUAACAUGUAAACUAAGACUUUUCUAUGCCAUUUUGGCAUGAAGCGUUCAUGUACUUAGAAUGAUCUUGGCAGUAUUUGAAUGCGUGAAGUAUUGAUAAUUAUGAGUGCAGUAAUUUAUGAGUAGACGUUACAAUGAGAAAGAAAUUAUUUUUUCCAAAAGAGCAUUUGAAAUGAUUAUGAAUAAUAACAAUUGAUAAUAGAAUGCAUUCUAGAUAGCAUGUAAUAUGAUGAUCUUAUCAUUUGAUGGACCUGUGGCACUCUAACUAUUAGUUCUGUAAAUAUGACUGGCUCUAAAAACACCCUUUUGAAAGUAAUCCCUGCUGCGACAGAAAAUUACUUGGUAAAAAAAUUAUUUUCUCAGUUAAGAAGGGUGUGGGAUAAAAUGAGCAUAUUCAGAUUAAUGACAUUUUAAAAAAUCGAAAAUAUCUAUUUCGCUCCACCCAUCCUGUCAUAUCCAUACGGUGCUAAACAGAAAUGUUGAUAAAUGAUAUUGAUUUCAGUUUGAAGUCAACGACUAUUUGAUUUUAUACAUAAGCACUACGCAAUUUUGAGCUUGAAGAAUUAGUACUAUUGCUCUAAUGUAACAAAUUGCUGUGAUUCCUAGAUUUAUCAUUGGACUUUAUACGAAAAUUGUUACUAAAGAUAAGAAUCUAUGACUUAUAUGAAAAUUUUAGAAUUCAUAACGUUUGUCCAUACUAGGCCAGUAUCGGAUGGUUUGUAAUGAUAAAAAUUACAUUACCACCACAAUCAACGAAGCAGAGAUAUUUUCAAUAAAUGUGUGACCUUUUGUAUGUAAAUAAUUAUUCAAUUUAAUACAUUUAUAAUUACAGUUCAAUGCAAAAAUGCCAUAUCUGUUAUCUUUGCAUAACUCACGACGAUAAUAAAGAGCAAACGAAAAUUUCAA